CUGGGUUGAGAACUGACUGCCUCCUAGGGCCGCCAGCUUCCCUUUCUUUGCCUGAAGAAGAACGAAAGAACAUACAUUUCAUACAAAUACUCUCCCUCCUUUGAAUCACCAACUUUUCCUCCCUCAUUCCAUUCCAUGUACAACUUUUCAAUUAUCAAUUCAUGAAUGGAGAACUCUCACUCUUCCCCUUUCGCCAUUGCCCCCACAAAAACAUGAUACGGAUCACGACGGCCACCCUUUCCGUCACUUCAAUUAUCAACUCAUCAUCGCCAGGUCAGUCUGCUUUCAUCUCUCUAUCUUCUCUAUUCAUUUUCAGAUCUCUCUCAUCAUCCGUCGCCACAGCCUUCAUCAAGCAACAACACCCUUUUGAUCUCUCCUCAGCCAAUUUAGCGCCGCCAUGCGAUCUUACAUCUCAAAUCAUAUCCAUUCUUUCUCGACCCACUUGGAGAAACGACCCGUCUCUCAAGAAACUAGUCCCAUCUGUAUCGUCUUCCCAUCUCUCCUCUCUUUUCAUCCACAAUCCUCAUCUCAACCCAGAUACUGCUAUCGCUUUCUUCAACUAUCUUACCCUCAGACCCACAUUCAAACCCAGUGUCCAAGCUUAUUCAUCCCUUCUCACCAUUCUAAUCUUGAACAACCGUCUUCGCGUGGCCGAGAAUAUUCGUAGUUCCAUGGUUAAAUCUUGCGAAUCUGUGGAAGAUGCUCAAUUUGUUAUUGGGUUGUUGAGAAAAAUGAACGAUGAUGAAGGUGAAUUCACAUUUAAGAUCACACUUAAGUGUUAUAAUUGGUUGUUAAUGUCAUUGUCCAAGUUUCUUAUGAUUGAUGAAAUGAAGCGUGUGUACAGAGAUAUUCUUGAUGAUAAGAUUUCUCCUAAUGUAUAUACAUUCAAUACAAUGAUUAAUGCUUAUUGCAAGAUGGGUAAUGUGAAAGAGGCUGAGUUAUACCUGAGUAAAAUUUUGCAAGCUGGGUUGACUCCUGACACUCAUACCUACACGUCGUUUAUACUUGGAAACUGUAGGAGGAAGGAAGUUGAUAGCGCAAUCAAGGUGUUUGAUUUUAUGCCACAGAAAGAUUGUAAACGUAAUGCAGUUUCCUAUGCCAAUCUUAUUCAUGGUUUAUGCGAAGCUGGUAGGAUUGAUGAAGGUCUCAAGCUAUUCUCCAAAAUGGAGGAGGAUAGUUGUCAACCGACUGUUCGGAUAUUUACUGUCCUGAUUCACGCUUUAUGUGAGUCACGUAGGCACACUGAAGCAUUGGAUCUAUUUCACAAAAUGGCGGAGAAAAACUGUGAACCAAAUGUUCAUACUUACACAGUUUUCAUCGAUAGUUUGUCCAAGGACAAGAAAUUUAGUGAAGCCAGAAUAAUGUUGAAUAAGAUGUCUGAAAAGGGUUUGAUUCCUACUGUAGUAACGUAUAAUGCUUUAAUUAACGGAUACUGUCAGGAAGGUAUGGUUGAUGCUGCAUUUGAGGUAUUUAGCCUGAUGGAAUCGAAAAACUGUUUCCCAGAUGUUCGAACAUUCAAUGAGUUGAUUUGUGGGUUUUGUAAGGUGAAGAAGGUUCACAAGGCAAUGAUAUUACUUAAUAAGAUGAUGGAGCAUAAGUUAUCUCCUAGUCUAAUAACUUAUAACCUGUUAAUAAAUGGGCAGUGUAUAGAGGGUCAUCUCGAUAGCGCUUUUAGGUUAUUGAAUUUGAUGAACGACAAUUUUGUGGUACCAGAUCAGUGCACUUACGGUAGUCUUAUAGAUUCUCUAUGUAAAAAAGGAAGGAUGACUGAAGCUCUUUCCCUUCUCGAUUCCCUCAAGGAGAAAGGUAUAAAGGCAAAUGAAGUGAUAUAUACUACUUUAAUAAAUGGAUGCUGCUUGGAAGAGAAAUUUGAUUCGGCUCUCUGUUUAUUCGAAAGGAUGGUUGCAGAGAACUGCUUUCCUAAUUCACAUACUUUAAAUGUUUUGGUAAAAGGGUUGUGUAAAAAGGGUGAAUUACAUGAAGCUUCGAGGAUAAUAGAGAGGAUGGUAAAUAUGGGUGUCACGCCCACAGUUGUUACUUACUCAAUACUUAUUGACCAUUCCUUGAAAGAGUAUGACUUUGAUCACGCUAACAAGAUAUUCGAUCAAAUGAUUUCCUUGGGGCACAAGCCCGACGUGUGUACUUACACAUCAUUUCUUGUAGCAUAUUGCAACCAAGGAAAGUUAAAAGAUGCAGAGACAAUGAUGGCUAAAAUGAAUGAUGAGGGUUUACAGCCAGAUGUGAAAACCUAUACUGUUUUAAUUGAUGGGUAUGCUCGAGCUGGAUUUAUUGAUCGUGCAUUUGAUAUAUUAAGAUCAAUGGUCCUUGCCGGUUGUGAGCCGUCUGAUUAUACAUACUCUUUGUUAAUCAAACAUCUCACAAAAGGCAAGUCAAUUUCAAAUGUCAAUCAGAUCAACAUUGCUGAUGUGUGGAAGAUAAUGGAAUUUGAUACUGCAUUGGAGCUGUUCGACAAAAUGCUUGCACAUGACUGCACACCUGAUGUGAAUACUUAUGGCGCAUUGAUUAAGGGACUUUGCAGAGAAGGUCGGUUUGAAGAAAGCUGGAGAUUGGUGGAUCACAUGAAGGAAAGAGGAAUACCUCUUAGUGAAGAUGUAUAUGACUCACUUCUCAAGUGUUGUUGCAAAAUAAAAAUGUACUCGAAAGCUCUUACAAUUGUGAAUAAUAUGAUUGAAUACGGGGUUUUACCGCAUUUAGACCUGCAAAUUAGGAUUAUCUGUGGAUUAUAUGAAGAAGGGGAUGUUGAAAAUGCUAAAGAGGCGUUUGUUUGUCUCCUCAAUUAUGGGUACAAUCAUGAUGAAGUAGUGUGGAAGCUUCUGAUUGAUGGGUUACUAAAGAGGGGGCUUCAUGAAAGAUGCUUUGAAUUGGUGAAAAUCAUGGAGGAAAAUGGUUGUCAGCUUAGUCCUCAAACAUAUUCAAUGGUGGUUGAGAGUUUAGAAAAAAAAACAUGAGUUUUCAUAUGUAUCAGAGUUGAAUUCUUUAACUGUUUCACAUGAGCUUCCUUGGAUCUUUCUCACAUGUGUCUUCAUGCAUGGAUCCUCCCUGAUUUGGGAUUGUAUUUUGAGAUGGGACAUGUCACUGGAUGUUUUAAUCUUGGGAGUAUUUAAGAUCCUGAAGUGCUCCUUUUGCAUUAGGGCACGGUUCUAGGAUGAAUGGCACAAAUGUAAAAUGUUGACUCUCUUCUGUAAAGCGAUAUUUUCAGGAAGGGAUGAAUUCUAUAUGGCAAACAUGCUAAUUAUCAUGUGAAUUCCCAUAUAGUGAUGAGCUCCAUAAACAGUGAAGAGUUCCAGUUAUGGGCAGAGUUUAUUGACUCUUUGCUCUUUAUGAGAAAAAGGUAUGGAAGAUAGUAUUCUUCCAUUUUCUCUGGUGAUUGCCAUCUUCAUUCAUCACUGUAAUACCUGAGGAACUCAAUAUGCUGCUUGUUAAUCUUUUGAUUGAUUGGAAUGUUCACUCGAUCAGAGAUUCAAGGGUUCUGCCAAGUGACUGCUGCCUGUCAAAUGAAUGAGCAUUUUGUUCAAUUGAAUAAAUCAUCAAAUGAAAACCUCACGCACGGUUCUGGAACGGAGUUUCUUUGAUUCGAAUUGCGACCGUAAUGGAUGUUAGCUCAAUCCGAAGGAAAUUAGCCAAGGUCUUAAAGCUCAAAAGUGAUCUUGCUUCUCUUACUAAGGUGUUUACAGACAAGUACUUGAAGAAAUAACAUAAACUGCUUCAUCUGCUGUUGGGAAACCAAAACGAGCCUUUGAAUUGCCAUGAUUCCAUAAAGAAGAUUUCUUAGAGGUGGAGGAUCAAUAGACAGUGUGGGCUUUCAGCGAUCAUUUCCCAGCAAAUGCAAACCAAGUUAUAGUUCAUUCAUUGGACAACUUUUGGGGACGAUUAGUUUUAUAAUAUCACUUCUUAGCAAAAAAAUAAUAUCAGAACCAUCAAUAUCCUCUCGAAUGCCUCACGAAAUAUCCUAAUUGGGAAAUAAGUUCAGUUGCGGUUCUAACUGCCAAUUCUUUCCAACACAAUCACUACACGCUGCUUCUAAGAGUGGGCUUUGGUUAAUUUAAGCUUAGAUUCCCUUAUC
Messenger RNA from Impatiens glandulifera, 4084 nucleotides. RefSeq names its product pentatricopeptide repeat-containing protein At5g65560. Lineage: Eukaryota; Viridiplantae; Streptophyta; Magnoliopsida; Ericales; Balsaminaceae. The record is from RefSeq and is a predicted model, not a curated record. The transcript has 5 exons. Gene Ontology annotation, molecular function: protein binding. Bases 162 to 2969 code for a protein of 935 amino acids.